This is a messenger RNA of Carassius carassius (crucian carp), 569 nucleotides long. RefSeq names its product type-4 ice-structuring protein LS-12-like. Gene Ontology annotation, molecular function: lipid binding. The record is from RefSeq and is a predicted model, not a curated record. Lineage: Eukaryota; Metazoa; Chordata; Actinopteri; Cypriniformes; Cyprinidae. Gene Ontology annotation, biological process: lipoprotein metabolic process; lipid transport. The transcript has 4 exons. Gene Ontology annotation, cellular component: extracellular region. The coding region runs from base 49 to 441 and encodes 130 amino acids.
GGUCUAAGAACUCCUGUAAGCAAGGCAGCCCUCACCCAACCUGCAACAAUGAAAUUCUUCCUCAUCGCUGUCCUUGUUAGUGCUCUGGCCAUUGGCUCUGAAUCAGUAUCUCUGGUCAAGAGAGAUGCUUCUGCUGAGCUGGAGAAGAUCGCCAAGUAUUUUCAGGAUCUUGUGGACAAUCUAAAGCACGUCAAGGGCCCUGAGCUGGUCAACAAGGCCAACGCUUACUUUGAGCAGAGCAGAGCCCAGUUCCAGCCCAUGGUUGAGAAGCUCCAGGAGCAGCUGAAGCCCCUCUCCAGCAACAUUGAAGACCACAUCAAGCCUCUGGCCGCCUCCGUCCAGGCUCAGGUCGCCCCCCUGGCCAGCAUGAUCCAGACUCAUGUUGAAGAUGUCCUCAAGAUUGUGGCUGACAAGAGCAAAGCCAUCCUGCCUCCCCAGUAAAACCCACAGGAAUAACCAUUUCAUAGUUGUCGUUUUUUCCUUUCUCAUUCUCUCUCUUCGUAUGUAUGCUGGUUUGUUUGGAAUGAUAAAAAAAGGAUUAAAGUGACCACUUUUGUGCUGGCUGGUUA